AUGAAUGAAUCAAGACCUCAUUUAGAGCUAUCAGAGUUUUCUGGAAGAGGAAUCGAGUAUUUACUUGAAAUUAGCGAAAAGAGAUUUAUUCCAUGGAGAAGUAUUGCUGCUGUAGUUACUAUUGCUGCUGUUCAAAUGGCAGUGGGUGGAAUUCUUAUAGCAAGUGGAUUCGGUGCCACGGUAGGAUUGGGUCUAAUCACUGAAGGAGCAGCAGAUUUGUUCACUGCCUACCGAGCUUAUAGUACGAGACAAUUCAGUUGGUCAGAUUAUGGAAAGCAAAAAGCAGUAAGUCUUAUUAUUUCAGCAGUUUCAAUGGGAUUCUCAGCAAUCAAAGAUGCAGGUAAAGGGAUUCAAACGUUAGUGACAGGUGUAGGAGAAGAAGUACUUGAACAAGCUGGUACAAAAAUAAUAACAGAUGGUAAAGCCGUAAGCCAAGUGUUAGUUACGACUGGAAAAAAUUUAAAAAGCCUAGCUAUUAAACAAAUUGGAGUAACAAUUGGUGAAAAUGCAUUGAGGGAAGGUUUAACUAAAGUUGCAGAUUUUAGCUCACAUUUUGUAUUAGAACAAUUGAAACCGCAAAUUUCAGCUAUGAUACAAAGUAAAGUUAGCGAUAAGUUUUCUAAUGAACCUAAAUUACUAAAAAUAGUCCGUAAAAUGUAUGCUAUCGACUCAUGUAAUAAGCAACAACAAUUUAAAGACAAAAUAAAUAAAUCAGUAGCUGAAAUCAUUAAUCCUGAACAUAUUUUUUGGCGUAAACAGUGGGAUUCUAUUGGUGGUCCAUUGUGCAAAGGUCUUCUAUCAAGUUCACAACACGUAGGUGGCCCAUUCAGCAUGGGUAUGAGAAUAGUUGGUACCCUACAUGGAAUGUAUCAAAUUACUUUUAUUAUUGACAAAGUUCAUGAUCAACUUUUAGAGAAACUUUCACAAAUUGAUCAAGACACUUUAUCAAUAGAUCAGAUUUUACGUCGCUAUUGUGGAGUCACAAAAGAAGAUACUUACAGAAUUGUAAGUCUUCUUCAAACACAAGGAAUAUUAGAUACAAAUGAAGAAUUCAACAUUGAAAAUUUAAUUUCUACAGAUUUCAGUAUAUUGGAUAUGUAUCGAGACAAAGUUGUAAACUUUUUAAAGUCAUUAGCUAGUGUAGAAUUCAAUGAUUUGAGUGAAAUAAUGAAAUCAAUAUCAGAUAUGAUUACUGAGCAAGUAUUUAGAAUUACAGAGUCCCAACUUAUUUCACCGUGGAGUAGUUAUGGUAUGGGUGAACUGACAAAAGCUAUUUCAGCUAGAGUGCAACAUCAUUUUAUUGUCGAUGAAAAUCAAAAUUCUGAUAGUCAAAAUCGAGAGGUGCAAGAAAAAGGUGGAAGUAGAUACAAUACUAUUGCACAACAAAUUAACUACAAUGCCAAAGAUUAUACGAUUGCGUAUAGUCAAUGUGAAAUCAUUCAUUAUUCUCAACAGCAACGAGAUAGAUCUAAUCCUGGAGCAAUCGAUACUAAAACAAAAGAAUAUAUUGACGGAGUAAGAAACGAAAAACCGGCAAACCUUUCUGAUAUGAUGGUAAUUGCUGCUCAAAAUGAUGUAGAUAUAAAAAUAGUCGAUGAUGUCAAUUAUCAACCUACAGAUGAGGAUCAAGCGAGAGGCACAAACAUUAUCGUGUACUCGAAAGGAGAAAAAGAUGAUCAAGGAAAUUUUAGUGUGGGGCACUUUCAACUUAUGAAGGGAGAUGGUACUUUAGUUGAUAUUCAAAGCGAAAAAAAUAAUUGUGGUUAUAGUGUUAUUCAGAAAAUAUUAAAGGAUCGAAGUAUCGAUAAAUCUAUCGAUGAUCUUCGUAAUGAUAGAGCUCAGAGAAUCGAAGAUAAUCCUAAAGAAUUUUCGAAAAUAUUUGAAGUAGAACAAUGGGUUUCAUCUCGUUGUCCACAGGUGGCAAAUUCUAUUUUAAUCGUAGGAGGGGCUGAAAAGGAAAAAAAGAAAUCCCCUGAAGAGAUUAUACAAAUUGUUCAAGAAGGAUUGAUAGGUUUUUAUGGCGAAUUAUGUGACGAAACGCGAGGACGACGAGGAAUUGCUGAAAAUAAUCACAUCCCUCCAGAAUCUUCAUAUAAAGGUACACCCUACAAAAACAUAAAGACUCGCGAUAUGCCAGCAAUAGCCAUGUUUAUAAAGGAUCAUAAACAAACUAGCUCGUGGGGAAAUAAAAAAAAUGGUGCAUAUCGGAACGAAAUUCAAGAUCUUAUGAGAGAUGGAAACAUGGCUGAGGCUGUCUACAGAGAAAUGAAAGAUUUAUCAACAAUUAAUGCGACAGGAAAGAAUUAUCAACACCAUGUUUCAAGUUUCAUUGAUAUGCUGGCAUCUACACAUGUAGAAAAGGCACCAUUUAAUAGCGCUCGUACACAAACUCUAUUAACGCCGAACGAAGCAUCGACAUUGAAGAAACGGCUGGAACUGACUUGA
This is a messenger RNA of Rotaria socialis, 2445 nucleotides long. The record is from the annotation of a GenBank genome assembly. Lineage: Eukaryota; Metazoa; Rotifera; Eurotatoria; Philodinida; Philodinidae.